Messenger RNA from Papilio machaon (common yellow swallowtail), 747 nucleotides. It is a transcript of the gene Psf3, whose product is annotated as DNA replication complex GINS protein PSF3. Gene Ontology annotation, biological process: mitotic DNA replication initiation. Bases 71 to 658 code for a protein of 195 amino acids. NCBI's taxonomy places the organism in Eukaryota, Metazoa, Arthropoda, Insecta, Lepidoptera, Papilionidae. The transcript has 3 exons. The record is from RefSeq and is a predicted model, not a curated record. Gene Ontology annotation, cellular component: GINS complex.
CGAUGUUAUUUAAACUAGCACAAUAAUUUAAGACUAGUUUUAAGUUACAUUGACUCAAUAAAACACUAGUAUGUCUCGGCAAUCGAAUUAUUUGUCAAUAUCGGAUAUAUUGGUAACAAACGAAAAAAUACCUUGUAAAUUUCUACACGAUUUGCCAAAAAUGGGAUUCUUGGAUCCUUCGUCAACAGAAGAUGAUUUAAAAAUGGGAACAAAUGUAGAAAUACCUCUUUGGCUAGCAGAGUCUUUAUAUUUCCGAAGACCUCCAUUGGUCAGUGUUGACCUUCCAAAAAUAUAUAAGGAAGCAUACAGAGAGAUACUCAAUGCAGAUGCAUGCACAGUAGACUUGCAUAAAUUAGGACAACAUUUUUAUGAACUUGGCUGUUAUAUAGCAAAACAUGAUAUAAAGGGUGAAGUUGCUAAUACACUGAUUAAUACUUUCAGGCAAAGGUUUCGUAUGAUAUUAUCUGCAAGUGCUUCAACUGAUUCCAUUAGUUCAUUGCAACCAUUAUCAGAAAGUGAAAGAGAACGCACAACAGCUGCUGCAGUGACUGAAAAGGCUUUAUCACUGUGGCUGCAGAGAGGUGACUGUCCAUUGAGUACUGCUAAUAUGGUUGCAAGUCAUAGGAAACGUAAAAGAGCUGAAAUGGAAAUGUUCUGAAUUAUGUUAUUACAUUAUCAAUGUUGCAGUUUUCAUUGGAAGUUCUUUGUAACUAACAAAAAAUAAUAGAAAGUAAGUUAAUUAAUAAA